Toxotes jaculatrix (banded archerfish) is the source of this 1434-nucleotide messenger RNA. Its product is annotated as ectonucleoside triphosphate diphosphohydrolase 5-like. The record is from RefSeq and is a predicted model, not a curated record. Lineage: Eukaryota; Metazoa; Chordata; Actinopteri; Toxotidae. The coding region runs from base 84 to 1382 and encodes 432 amino acids. Gene Ontology annotation, cellular component: membrane. Gene Ontology annotation, molecular function: GDP phosphatase activity; UDP phosphatase activity. Gene Ontology annotation, biological process: nucleoside diphosphate catabolic process. The transcript has 14 exons.
AACAACUUUUAAUUUGGUACCGGUGACGUCACGAGGAAUCAGCUGUGAGAGGAUUAUUUGUUAGUCGGACAUCAUGAGUGAAGAUGAAGCCCACCGUGCAACUUCUACUCCUGGUCCUGAUCGCCGUUGCAGGGCUGUGCCGAGCCCAGCUCAGGACCUCUCUCCUGGACUUGACCAACAGCAUCGGGGGCAUCCUUCCUGGCCUCAGCCGGCCAGCAAACCACAGCCGUAUCUUCUAUGCAGUGAUGUUUGAUGCAGGGAGCACAGGCACACGCAUCCAUGUUUACACCUUUAUCCAGGGUGACUCAGACAAGCUGCCGGUUUUGGACAAUGAGAUGUUCCAUUCCAUAAAGCCUGGUUUAUCAGCAUAUGCUGACUACCCUGAAAUGGCGGGACACACCGUGAGCAUGCUGUUGAAGGUGGCCAAGAAGACUGUGCCUCGCCUGGAGUGGAAGAGGACCCCAGUGGUUCUCAGAGCCACAGCUGGUCUUCGGCUGCUGGCCCCAGAGAAAGCUCAGGCUCUCCUGGACCAGGUUCAACAUGUGUUUGAUGAAUCUCCUUUUCUGGUCCCAGACGACAGCGUCACCAUAAUGAACGGCACAUAUGAAGGAAUCCUGGCCUGGAUAUCUGUGAAUUUCUUGACAGGUCACCUGAACGCACAAACCAAGAACACUGUGGGCAUAUUGGAUUUGGGAGGAGGAUCUACGCAGAUCACUUUCCUGCCAAAACUGAGGAAAACCAUUGAAAGUGUUCCCGUUGCUGAUUACAUUGCCAGAUUUGACAUCUUCAACUCAACAUUUGAAUUAUACACUUACAGUUACCUGGGAAAUGGACUGAUGGCAGCGCGACUGGCCACACUGGGUGCUCUGGGUGCAGAAGGGUUGGAGUGGCGGGUCUUUAAAAGUUCCUGCCUGCCAAAGAAAUUCAGGGAUGAAUGGAGCUUUGGAGGCCUAACCUAUCAAGUGAGCGGGGACCCAGACGGUUAUGCAGGAUUCAAGCUGUGUUAUCAGGAAGUACUUAAGGUGGUGAAGGGCGUCAUUCAUCAGCCGUAUGAGCUCGAAGACAGCAAUGUUUUCUACGCAUUCUCCUAUUACUUUGACAGAGCUGUGGAUGCGGGCCUUAUUGAUGGGGUCCAAGGAGGGAGGCUGGAGGUCAGAGACUUCAAGAAGAGAGCUAAAGAGGUGUGCAAUAAGAUGACCAAGUACCCCACCAUCAGCCCUUUCCUCUGUAUGGACAUGACCUACAUCACUUGUCUGCUCAAGGAUGGGUUUGGAUUCAAGGAGAGCACUGUGCUGCAGCUGACCAAGAAAGUGAACAACGUGGAGACAAGCUGGGCUCUAGGCGCCAUGUUGGACCACUUCCACAACCUGAAGAUCCACUGAGGAGCAAACAACUGCUGAUUAAGGUGGCGCUCAAUAACAAACACAACAAUUA